Messenger RNA from Salvelinus fontinalis (brook trout), 1476 nucleotides. RefSeq names its product chymotrypsin-like elastase family member 2A. Lineage: Eukaryota; Metazoa; Chordata; Actinopteri; Salmoniformes; Salmonidae. The coding region runs from base 466 to 1254 and encodes 262 amino acids. Gene Ontology annotation, biological process: proteolysis. Gene Ontology annotation, molecular function: serine-type endopeptidase activity. The transcript is spliced from 6 exons. The record is from RefSeq and is a predicted model, not a curated record.
UCACGUUCUCAUUCUCAUGAUUUACAUUGUCAAAUAAUGAAAAUAUGUUAUAACGAUAUAUGUUGUGAAUUUUGCAUUUCGUCGUCAUAAUAAGGUAGGAAGCAACAUGUGAAAAGUCGACUUCAAAACCCACAAGGCAAUGCUCUAUGGACAGGCUCGCUGGUAGCUAGUUAGUUAGUUAGUUAGAAAACGUACCUGCCUACACACACUGAUGCCAAAGUCAAAAUCAGCAUGUUAAGUAGUUAGCUAGUUGUAGUUAGAAUCCCAUGUUGAUCGCGUUUCUAGCCAACGUCUUUGAGUCAAUGUGGUUGCUAAGGCAACGUGCAAGGAGGCUGCGAGUCUUUUAGCAGGGAGAAGAGAGGACUGAACCGCAUUGUGGCACGAUAGUUCAAGGAAGAAAGGCCAUUCAUCUGACGGCGCACUGACUGGCCUAAGGACUGUGGCACGGCCCACUAUAAACCUAACAUGGCUGAACGGAUCGUCUCUGGAAACGAGGCCAGACCUCACUCCUGGCCAUGGCAGGUCUCCCUACAGGUUCGUCCCAGAGGCAGUAAGCACUACAUCCAUGUCUGUGGAGGAACUCUCAUCCACAAGAACUGGGUCCUCACUGCUGCUCACUGCUUCCAGAAGGGUAAAGCCGAGGAUGCUGGGAGUUGGAGGAUUGUCCUGGGGAAGCACCAGCUGAAACGUUCCGAAACACCCGAGAAGGCUAUCCCGGUGAAGAGGAUAUAUCGUCACGAGCACUUCCGUUACCCCAUGCACAGCGAGUUGGAUUACGAUAUUGCCCUGGUCAAGGCUGCCACCGACAUCGUGCCCACCAACCACAUACGCUAUGCAUGCCUGCCGCGCAAACAGAUCAGCCUGAAGCCAGGACAAUACUGCUGGGUGACCGGCUGGGGAGACACUCGGGGUGGGAAGGAGAACGUGUCUCUGGCUGAGGCUCUGAACCAGGCCCGUCUGCCCAUCAUCGACAUCAAGACCUGCCGUCAGAAGAAGUUCUGGGGAGACCGCGUCAGGGACUCCAUGAUCUGUGCCGGCUUCAGAGACACAGAAGGACCACCUGCUGCCUGCCAGGGUGACUCGGGCGGUCCUCUGCUGUGCCAGCUGGGGCGCGACAGGUGGGAGGUGCACGGUGUGGUGAGCUUUGGCCCCAUUGGCUGCACCGUGGAGAACAAGCCCAGCGUGUUCACCCGCACCGCCAAUUACAUCCCUUGGAUCGAGGCUACGCGCAUCAGAGACAUCUUCAUGCACUAGACUAGACCACACACAACCUGACAACCCCUCCACGCCCCCAAAACUAUAGCAUUUAUUUUUUUGUGCGAGAUACCAUAUUGCCUCAGGCCACACCCCCCUCUCCUCUGUGUCCAUAACCUGUGAGUCACUACAGUGACAUCAGACAAAAUUUGAAUAUAGACAUUUUACAAUCAACAUUGUACUGAUCAUCAGCAUUUCAUUAAAUCAAGCCACCUGUCACGA